Messenger RNA from Equus caballus (horse), 3290 nucleotides. RefSeq names its product interleukin 1 receptor like 2 (gene IL36R). The record is from RefSeq and is a predicted model, not a curated record. Gene Ontology annotation, molecular function: interleukin-1, type I, activating receptor activity. Gene Ontology annotation, biological process: signal transduction; regulation of inflammatory response. NCBI's taxonomy places the organism in Eukaryota, Metazoa, Chordata, Mammalia, Perissodactyla, Equidae.
UUUCAAUACACGUAGUAAACAUUGACAGACAACUCACAGAAACAAAAGCACUUUGGAAUCCUCACUAAUCUCCAAGAGUGUAGAAAUUUGCACCCCGCUGCCCUCCAACCUCUCUCUUUAGCAAGCUUGGCUGGUGAGGCACGCACUGCGUUCUUCUCCCUGCUCAUAUGGCGGCUUCCGACUCGCCGUCUCUAAUCCAAAACGACUGCCAGCAACAGCUCUGCCGGGAGUCUGUAGAAUGGAGAUUUCACUUUAUAUUUUUCUGAGUCUCAGUGCUCUGAGGGAUCUCUCUGGGGUGUUUCCUGAUGGCUCGAGCGACAGGUCCUUGUUGAUAAGCUGUUUGGAAGUUGCAGACAAGAGCAGGGCUCCUUCUGGGGUGUUUGAGGAUCGCCACGGGACUUCUGCUUUACAAGCUUGACUCAGGCAGACGAAUGGUAUUUCUUAGAAGCCAUUUGGGAAGCUUCCACGGUCGGAGCGCCUUCCACCUUUGGGGCGUUCUACACAGGCCAGCGCCGGGCCGUAGUAACUGCUCGCGUGGGGUUUGGAAAGGAACGAAUAAUUCAUUUACAGGGACAAUUCGGAAUGGAUUUAAGCAGAUUUUCCUGGUGAUGAAAGACUCGUUAGCUUCCAGAAAAUCAGGCCCAAAGCCUUCGUACCCACUUCCUAGUGUGAAGCCGCAUUCCUGCCUACACUCCCACUGGGGAGGUAGGCGCGCCCCGCCCACGGCGGCGAGGAACGACCUGGAAUGGAGAUGCCCUGACACUCAGACCUGCUGUCAGCUUUUCCGCGCUCCGCAGGACCCCGCGCUCCGAGCCCGCCAGCCAGAUGCAUGCAGGAACAUCAGUAUGCUACACGAGACGCCUUCAGCAGGCCAGCCUUUUGCUUUUAACUGUACAUACCCUCCACUAACAUUCAGGAAUGUGUAUGUAACAUGGUACAAACAUCCUAGUAAGAUCCCAAUAUCCAAAAACAUACAGUCUAGGAUUCACCAGGACCAAAACUGGAUUUUGUUUCUCCCCCUGACGUGGGAGGACUCUGGGAUCUACCACUGUGUUAUCAAUGAUACCAACACCUGUCACAGCAUACAUGUAAACCUAACUGUGUUUAAAAAGUAUUGGUGCAGUGCUUCCAGGAACAGUCAGCCGAAUUUACUGGACGAGUACAAGCAAAUAUUACAUGCUGGGAACGAUGACAGUCUUACAUGUCAUCUGAACUUCCCGAGGAGUUGUGUUUUGGAUUCAAUAAAGUGGUAUAAGGACUGUAAAGAGAUUAAAGGAGAGCGGUUUACUUCUGUGGGAAAAAAGCUUUCAGUGAACAAUGUCUCGGCAGAGGACAGAGGGAACUAUGCGUGUCAAGCCACACUGACACACACAGGGAGACAGUACACUGUUUUAAACAGAAUUACUGUAAAUAUCACAGAAAAAGUUGGAAAUGGAAGAAGAAUCCCCAAGAUCAUUUAUCCAAAAAACAAUUCAAUUGAAGUACAACUCGGCUCCACCCUUAUUGUAGACUGCAAUAUAACAGACACGAAGGACAAUACCAAUCUACGAUGCUGGAGAGUCAAUAACACUUCAGUGGAUAUUUACUACAGUGCUUCCAGACGAAUCCAAGAAGGAAUUGAAAAUGAAACUUCUUUUCAGGACCAUAAGUUUUACACAGUGAACAUAACCUUCUUAGAAGUGAAAAUGGAAGAUUAUGGCCAUCCUUUCACAUGCCAUGCUGGAGUGUCGGCAGCAUACUUCGUGUUAAAACUCCCAGUUCCAGAUUUUCGAGCUUACCUUAUAGGAGGGCUUGUCGCCUUGACAGGGGUGGUGGUGUCUGUCUUGUGCAUCUACAACAUUUUUAAGAUCGACAUUGUACUUUGGUAUCGAAGUGCCUUCCAUUCCACUGGGACCAUAGAAGAUGGGAAGCUGUAUGAUGCCUAUGUCUUAUACCCCAGGCCUCAAGGAGAAAGCCAGAGCCAUGAUGUGGACACGCUGGUGUUGAAGAUCCUGCCCGAGGUGCUGGAGAGGCAGUGUGGAUAUAAGUUGUUUAUAUUUGGCAGGGAUGAAUUUCCUGGACAAGCUGUGGCCAAUGUGAUUGAUGAAAACAUUAAGCUGUGCAGGAGACUCAUCAUCAUCAUAGUCCCCGAAUCGCUGAGCUUUGACCUACUGAAGAACAUGUCAGAAGAACAAAUCGCAGUCUACAAUGCUCUCCUCCAGGACGGGAUGAAGGUCAUUCUGAUUGAACUGGAGAAAGUCGAGGACUAUACAUCCAUGCCAGAGUCAAUUCAGUACAUCAAACAGAAGCAUGGGGCCAUCCAGUGGAGUGGGGCCUUCACAGAGCAGUCACAGUGUGCCAAGACCAAGUUCUGGAAAAAAGUGAGAUAUCACAUGCCACCCAAAAGGUAUCGACCACUGUCUCCUGUCCAGCUGCUGAAGCGCACGCCCUGCGACCUCACGGCUGGCACGUGGGAGGCCAGCGUGGGCUUCAUCACCCCGUGAUGGAGAGUUUGUCAUCACAGGGUGGCUCACAGCUGGACAAGGAUGCAUUGUACUUGGGAUGUCUGCGUGAAGCUUGCCGUUGUGUACUUGUGAGAGGGCCUGUGUUGGUUUGCUUGUUAUGAUCAGAGCUGCUUCUUUAGGGAAAGACAUCACCUCCCCAGAAAGCCCUCAGUAACCUGUCGGCUCUGAACACUCAUAAACAGUCGCUGAACAUGGAGUAGCUUUAGCAUGUGGGGCCCUGGAGAAGAGGACACGGAGGGUGUAGAGCUGCAGUCAGAUGGCAGGAAAUUUAGCACAGGAUGUGGCACCCUUUUGGGGGUGGAGAUGGGAACCUGGGCGGUCAUGGGCUUGGGGAGGGCUGGCGAGGAUAAUGGCACUUUUCUCAUGCCUGACCGGUGUCCACAGGGCCCUGUUCCUCAGGGAAUAUUUGCUGUGUCUAUGACCCCCUCUCACCUCUCUAGUGCAAAUAAAUAGCUGUGACCACAAUCUUAGCACGUCGAUACUGGAAGUGACUUAGAGGUCACCUAGACCAGUGGGGACCAACUGUGGUGCCACCCGAUUGCCCUUCAGUCACCCUCCCUGGGGGCCUUGGGGUGCCAUGCUUUGGAAGACUUCAUCUGUCAAAUCAAAGUAAGUAACAAUUCACUUAUUUUCCAGUGGGGCUGUGUCAGCCAGAAUUCUGCACAAUGUGCUUGACGACAUCAAGCCUUAAUAGGUGGCCUGCUAUGAUCUGAGUGUUUGUGUCCCCCAAAAUUCCCAUGUGGGAAUCCUAAUGCCCAAUGUCAUGCUGUUAAGAGGUGGGGCCUU